AUGCUAGUAUUUGAGUACAUAGCACCUUGGGUGCCAAUCUUUAGGAACAGCUUAGAAGCAGAAUUGGCAGCAAAUAGUAAUAAACCGCUGUUCACCUCAUUUCAAUUAGCUACUGUCGACUUUCACGGGUUACCUCGAAACAGAACGUUAGUAUAUAGGGGUUUUUUGUUUGAACAGGAAAAUACAAAUGUGAUCACAUUCACCACGGAUAAGCGAAUGAAGAAAUAUGAAGAAUUGUUAAAUAAUGAUAGAUACGAAGCGGUGUUCUACUUUCUGAACUUGAAGUAUCAGUUCAGAUUUCGUGGCAGAGCCAGAAUGAUUGAUGCUAAGAAUCGACCGGUGAUUAGUCUUUUAAAAGUGGAUCCUGGCUUCCUCGGUGGCAAAAAAAAACCUUUAAGUCAGGAAGAUAUACUGUUGAGCAGUGAAGGGCAUCUGCCUCAAUCGGUUCCGAUAAAUACAGCAUUGGUCUCUCCGAAGAUAGAAAAGAAUCUUCAGAAACUGGAGCAGGACUUCAUGAGCUCCCCACAUCUUUUUCCGCCCACUCAGGAAGACUGGAACCAUGAAGUACAUCGCCAAUGGGAUAAUUUAUCAAAAAACUUGAAAAAAUCAUUCAAGAAACCACCACCUAAGGCUCCUUUAAAUGAUGAGUACAUAAAGACAAUGGAUGCGAUUAGAAGAGGUGUCGAUGGUAAAAAGGAUGAUGAAGGUUUUAAAAACUUUAGUGUAGUAGCAAUGUUUUCUGAUUAUGUGGAUUUUGUUGAUCUCGAACGGGACAGGCGGAUUAUAUACCAAUUAGAUGAAUACGGCCAGUGGGCGGAAACUGAAGUGUGUCCAUAG
Molecule: messenger RNA, 837 nt
Organism: Priceomyces carsonii
Lineage: Eukaryota; Fungi; Ascomycota; Pichiomycetes; Serinales; Debaryomycetaceae
Exons: 1
Coding region: 1-837 (278 amino acids)
Molecular function (GO): FMN binding
Source: RefSeq, a predicted model, not a curated record